UGCUCAGAUAACUGCGCGCUUAAUCUCCGAUCUGCGACGCAAGCUGGAGAUUUUCAUCUCGAGCGCGAGCGCUUUAUCUCCGCUAUUCUCACAACAUUGGUCGGCCGCAACACGCUGCUCCUGUCAGCUAUUUUCUCACUGUAGUCGAGCUUUGGAAUCUGUCAACAUGCAUCUACUUCUCAGCUCCUGGUUAAGCGCGAAAUGUUAAUACUUUAAAUUUUCUUUGGUCAUAACGACUAAACAUAACCACGUAUGCGCACAUCGUAAUUCUCAGCUGUCGUCAGCUUCAGGUGAAGAGGAAACUACUGUCGGCUUUUGAGGCAUUCAAGCGCUGUCGCUCAACACAGAACUCUGGCAAAAUGAUCAGAUGUUCGGACGCCUUUUCUACGAUCCGGCGCUACAAGGAAAGUCUCUUGGGGAUGGUGCUACGAAUCCUCAGCUACUUCCUCACAGCCAUCAUGCUAAAGCUCCGCGGGUGUUUUUGCUGGUGUCCCACGUCCAGACAGAGUCUCGAUGAUGCUGAAAGGAGGAUCCUCUCGUUCAUGAAGAAGCCCUACUGCGGGUUCUUCGUGGACAUCGGGCGCGUGAGCGACAUCCCUCGGCGCAACAGCCGCAUCUGGACGGUUGUGGUGGACCCGGACGACGGCUCGUCGGACUCUGCGCGGCUGCCCCUGGUCCUAGUGCACGGCUACCUGUGCGGCUCGGCACUCUGGGUGCUCAACCUCGAGUCCCUCGCCAAAAAGCGCACCGUGUACUCCAUCGACCUGCUGGGCUUCGGCAAGAGCUCCAGACCCACGCUCAGCAGCGACGCGCGGACGGUCGAGCUCCAGCUUGUACAAGCGCUGGAGGCCUGGCGCCAGCGCGUGGGUCUGGAGCGGUUCGUGAUCCUGGGCCACAGCCUCGGAGCCUUCGUGGCGGGAGCGUACGCGCUGCGCCACCCGCAGCGCCUGGCUCACGUCAUCCUCGAGGACCCUUGGGGCUUCUCGGAGUGCCUCAUACCCGAGACGCCUUUUCAGCUAGUGCCCUGGAUCGUGGCCACCUUCUCUAGGGGAAUCAAGUUCUUCAGCGGCACCGACAUCUGCACGCUCCUCCGGGCUGCCGGAAUCCUGGGGCCGCCCAUCCUGAGCGUGGUUCUGGCCCACGAAACCAACAUGUUCCGGAAGAUCGUGCUGGACGAGACGGCCAUCCCUACCUACUUUUACCACUGCAACGUGCGCAGACCAAGUGGCGAGGCAGCGGUGAAGGCGCUCAUGCAUCGCUUUCCCUGGGCCGAGCAUCCCAUGGGCCCUCGGCUAGCGGCCCUUCCGCCGGAGAUGGGUCUGACCUUCAUCUACGGAGAACACAGCUUCAUGGGUCGAAGGCCAGCAUUCGCGCUCCGCGAGGCAAGGCCCCGGUCGUGCGUCAAGAUACACGUACUCGAAGACUGCGGUCACAACCUGCACUACGAGAAGCCAGAUGAAUUCAGCCAUGUCGUUGGCAAAGUAUGCGAAGCCGCUGACGAGCAAACUCACGAAAAACAGCAGUAGGCCACCUUGAUUACGUGACGCGACCGGCCGUGCUUGAAAAUUAAACGGCAUUCGUUCUAUCGAUGUGAACACCCGCAACGUACAAAUGCCGACACCUAACUCUUGCCGGGAACGCGCACUUUGCCGGGCACUCAAUUGUCGUGUCACGCCUGCAAACAGAACACAGCUUUGGGAUAACUCAAGCCGGGAUUCAAGCAACAAGAAGAAGAAAAAAAGUCUACGCAAGGAAAGCGAACAAACUAUACUCCGUUUCGCACCAAGUUCGAGCAAAGCUAUCGCUGAGGCAGGGGCAAAAAGUGCAUCGUCACGGCGAUCUUUCGUCGUCUUUGUGCUAUCACCACCUAAGCAGGAUCACGGCGCACUGUGCCUGAUUGGUUCAGCCGCUGUUAGCAAGCGCACAAAGACGACGACAAGCGCACGAGUGCCAUGACGUUGCUCCAAUGGUGCAAAUCAAGCGGCUACAAAGCCGCUUGAUUGACACCAUUGGAGUGUAGCGUCGGCUACGCUCGGACUUGGUGGGAAACGGAGCACGGUUCGAUGUCGCACCGCUGCAGAAAAACGUCGUUUUGCGUCGGUCUGCCUGCUGCGUCUCUUCCUUCGGAAGCUAAAACUGCGCCAUUUUGAAUUUGAACGAUUUUUUUUUUUUUUGCGUCGUAUAGACGAACUAUCGUGACAGUCGUCAGUCUGUCCGCGAAUCGUACCCCCGCUCAAAGCAAUAUUUUAUGCCUUAAAAGAACGGGUUGCGUUUGUCCGGCCUGGAAUCGAUCGAUGCGGCAUGCCGUAUGGGCACCCUGCGUCCGCCACGAGCCGCUACCGAUCGCCCAGCAAACAGCGCCGCGCGCGGCCACUUUUGUGUCAGCGUAGGGAUAGCGGUAGAGCUCCGCCACCGCUCCCGCUGCUCCCGCGCUUCCGUCAAGGUGGUAGCCCGAGCAGGCAUGUCGACCUUGCAACACCUGCAGUCAAGCUGCGACUGCCGAGGUCACUUCGCGAUGAGUACGCGCGACGCCGCCGCUAGAGGCGCGCGUGUCGGCCACUGAGUUAGAUCUGCAGAGUGCCCUCGGCGUUUUGGGGGGUUUCACAGGUCCCGAAGUACCGCAAGCGAUCGCCGAAACUCAAGUGCAUUGUCCCGGAGCUAGGAACCGUAGAGUUCUACUGGCAGUUGAAGUAGCAUCACGUGCCGUUUUCAAGUAUAGACUUCAGAACGAGCGUACGAGUCGUAAAGUGUCUCGACGUCUCGACUGUUCUCUAUGUUGUUGUCGAAGCGUUUUAACUUGAGCUGUUUUCGGCUGAACUGUGAACUGUUUCUUACUGUUAUUUCUUUCUGUCGCUCCUCUCUCUUUUCUUUUUUACGCAAGUUAUGUGUGUUUCAAUUAAUUUAUUUAAAGUCUCGCGCGUUUGUUUGUGUAGAAAUUGUAAAUAAAUUGUUUCUUGUCGGCC
Ixodes scapularis (black-legged tick) is the source of this 2963-nucleotide messenger RNA. RefSeq names its product (Lyso)-N-acylphosphatidylethanolamine lipase. The record is from RefSeq and is a predicted model, not a curated record. The transcript is spliced from 8 exons. Lineage: Eukaryota; Metazoa; Arthropoda; Arachnida; Ixodida; Ixodidae. The coding region runs from base 360 to 1526 and encodes 388 amino acids. Gene Ontology annotation, cellular component: lipid droplet.